GGAUCCACGCCUCAAAGGCUCUAUGCAGGAUUGUCACGGCCUGAUAAGUCACAAUCUUGAAGGCCAAUUUUACUCAGACCCCGCUGCCAUGUGGCCUGAACUCUCCAUGCUCGUCACUGAAACACCCGAUAUCAGUGCAUCUCAACUGGUUCUUUCUAGAAAGAAACUGGCCGCGGAAGGUUCCAGCCCCACCUCCAAGGCGGAAGGCGGUGGGCUACAAGAGGGGUUCCUGCAGCGUCAUUCGGGGCGCAAACAAUCAAAUCUCAGAAGCAUCACCAACAAUCCUGCGCUACCUGUGACAUCACUAUGGCUGCAGAAACCCCUAUCGAAGAGCUGGUCAAAAGGCCCCUUUAUGUGUACGAUCUUCCGCGAGAACUCCUCUCGACGCUGACCACAAAGUUCGACAAUCAACCGAUAUCAGUGGAGAACACAUCUGAACCCAUUUCAGAGAACACAGAGGGGACGAUUUUGGAUCAUGCGGUUGCCACGACCACCAGUUGUGCCCUCUGCAAGGUAUCGUAUCUGAACGUGCAGGAGCAACGGAUUCAUGUCCGCUCGGAUCAUCACAGAUACAACCUGAAAGCGCAGCUCAGAGGCGGGCCCACAUUUGAUGAAUCGCAAUUUGCGAAAGCCAUUGGGGAGCUCGACGAGUCCAUAUCGGGGUCCGAGUCGUCCGAAGCGGAGGAUGAGGAAGAAGAUGGACAACUCUCGGCCUUGUUAAAAAAGCAGGCCAAGAUCUCUCAAGCGACUGAUGAGGUAGAAUCCUCUUCCAAUAAGCAGGGUUCUGGCAGGCCUCCUUUGUUUUGGCUCUCUAGCUCACUCCUGCCUUCUAAUAUGUCCCUGGGUGUUUAUCGGGCUUUGUUUUCGAGUGCUGAACAAGAUGAGCCAAGGCACCUGGUCAACUCGAUACAGAAAAGGCAACUUGCGCCAGUCGCUCCACCGAGAGCCAAUGGAAACACCCAAGAGAAGCCGGCGUCGCCCAGCCCUCACAUUUUCAUGUGCAUGAUCGGCGGUGGUCAUUUCGCAGCAAUGUUGGUUUCGCUGGCUCCUGAAAUCCAUCGGAGGCAAGGUGGCAUUGAGGACAGACAGGCUCGAGUUAUUGCGCAUAAAACAUUCCAUCGUUAUACAACCAGGCGAAAGCAAGGUGGCUCACAGUCUGCCAAUGAUGCCGCCAAGGGCGCCGCGCAUUCGGCAGGCUCCAGCCUGAGAAGAUACAAUGAAGCUGCCUUAGAAAAGGAGAUCAGAGAGUUGUUGACGGAUUGGAAGCAGAUGAUCGAUGAGGCUGAGCUACUGUUCGUUCGUGCUACCGGCAGUACGAAUCGUAGAAUCCUUUUCAGCCAGUACGAGGGCCAGGUCCUCAAGCAGAAUGACCCGAGAUUGAGAGGGUUUCCAUUCAGUACCCGUCGAGCGACUCAAGGCGAGCUUAUGCGCUGCUUCAAAGAGCUCACCCGGGUCAAGGUGAGCCAAAUCGAUGAAGCUGCGCUGGCUGCUGCAGAAGCGAAGCAACGCGAAGUGUCGAAGCCGUCAACACCACGGCCUCAGCAGCAGAAGCCCAAGGUUUCCAAGGAAGACGAGGCUGCUAUGCUUCACACAACCCAGAUACAGGCUCUCAUUCGUCGGUCCAAGAUCCCGGCAUUAAUGACUUAUCUGUCCAAGAACUCGAUUCCUGCGUCGUUUACCUUUCGACCUGUUGACUCCCAGCAAAACUUCCGGUGUCCUACUCCCCUUCACUUCGCCGCUAACCUCAAUUCUCCAUCCAUGGUUUUAGCCCUUCUGACCAAGGCCGAAACAGAUCCGACAGCGGUCAACGGCGAAGGGAGGACCCCUUUCGAGCUUGCAGGGGAUCGUGCAACACGCGACGCCUUCCGCGUUGCGCGUCAUGAGUUAGGCGAGUCGAAGUGGAACUGGGAAGCUACCAAUGUACCGUCACCGAUAUCUCGAGAUGACGCCAACAGCCGGUCUGAGAGGGAGCGGAAGACCGCAGAGGAAGAGGAGAACAGUCGGCGUAAAGCUGAAAUGAAUCGUUUGAGAAAGGAGGAGGAAGCAAGUGCAGUACAGCAUGCUUCUAAAAAGCCCGCUGGUCGAACGCUGGGCUCUGUUGAGAAAACGGCUUCUGAGAAGAGAGAGGAAGAAAUGCGAGGAAUGACACCGGAAAUGAGGAUGCGGUUGGAGAGAGAGCGCCGCGCCCGAGCAGCUGAGGAACGCUUUCGACGGAUGCAAGGGAACUGAUUAGACAUUCGCGUUGUUCUGGAUCUGUGGUUAAGGUGUAAUAGCAGUGCUGAGCGGACAUGAUUUAUUGUUACAAUUAGAGAUGAUUCACGACGGGAUUUGGCGGCUUUUCCUCGCGGUUUUGGGGGUUUACACAUAGACAUUUGACUACACCAGUAGCCACGAGGUGGUUGCUGCUGCUUGGAAUAUCAGGCAGGCAGGCAGGAAGGCACCUGACUCGCUGGCACUCAAGCAGUCAAUCAUUUCUAGCUUGCUCUCCAUCUCUCUCUCUCUCAUUCUCCCCGAUCCUGUCCCUUCUUUUGUGAAUUAAUUCCCUUCCGUACCCUACCUCACCAUCUUCUCCGAAUUCAUUUUUAUCUCCUAUUGAUUAUCCCCAGACCCUCCAAUCACCCAUCAUGUCCCAGGCUCAGCUCCCCUACUUUGUUGGCACCCUGUCUGAAUGGAACCCAGAGACUCAGCAAGAGAGCAAUC
Aspergillus sclerotioniger CBS 115572 is the source of this 2700-nucleotide messenger RNA. RefSeq names its product putative C2H2 finger and ankyrin domain protein. Lineage: Eukaryota; Fungi; Ascomycota; Eurotiomycetes; Eurotiales; Aspergillaceae. The transcript has 2 exons. The coding region runs from base 307 to 2229 and encodes 640 amino acids. The record is from RefSeq and is a predicted model, not a curated record.